AUGCCGUCCGAGGCUCCGGCUCUCCACGCUGACGGUGCCAUAAAGCGAAGUAUAGCGCUCUGGAGUCUCGCCCUGAGAGAUAGUGUCUGGUUCGAUAUUGUUUCGAGCGCAAACGUCGAGCCCAUCGCGUCUGAACGGCCAGGUGUCCUCGGGCACUGCGAGGGAGAUGAAGUAAAAUACGAAACCAGCCGGGCUGAGACGGCUUCUCGAAUGCGAUGCUUGCAGGCUGGCAACGCGGCUCAUGCAAUUGCCGGGACGGACGCCUCUUGGCAUUGA
Molecule: messenger RNA, 276 nt
Organism: Chaetomium globosum CBS 148.51
Lineage: Eukaryota; Fungi; Ascomycota; Sordariomycetes; Sordariales; Chaetomiaceae
Exons: 3
Coding region: 1-276 (91 amino acids)
Source: RefSeq, a predicted model, not a curated record